AUGGCUAUAAAACUUAAAAGAUGGUUGUCCAAAUCCAAUAAAGGAAACGACAAGAGUAAUGAAACUUCAAGACCUGAGGAAUAUAAUAAAUGCCUGGAACCUAAACUCGCUACAAGACAAAUUAUAGAUAAUUUCGAGUUUAAUGAAACAACCGAACAUUAUGAAGUUCCAGGGAUAAAUAAGACAGCUCAAUUAUUGAAUUCAAAUUCCAGAGCUCUUUCCGAAUCACCUACUCCAGUUCCUUUAAAAGAUCCAAGAGAACUUGUAAAAAAUGAUAGUGAUCACCAAAAGUUACUAGAAAUAACAAAGUUAUCAGAUAGUUCUAAUAAAGUUUUUGGGUAUGAGAACUUUGGUAAUACAUGUUACUGUAAUUCUGUUUUACAAUGUCUUUAUAACAUCCCAGAAUUAAGGGAUAACGUAAUAAAAUAUCCAAUGGUUCCAAAUGAACAAAAAUUCAACUUUAAGAAUACCAAAACAAAAGUUUACGAUGAAAACAGUUUUGACAACAACACUAGAUUACUAACUGUUAAUAAUAAUAACUCACAUAAUCAAAAUGGUACUCUUAAGAAUUUAUACAAAAACAACACACAAAGUAGUUCACAAGAAUUGUUAUCAAAGAUCCCUUUACAGAGAAGAAAUUCUUUUAAAAUUUUGGCAAGCAGAGACCAAUCGAUGCUAUAUUCGACGUCAAAUUCGACAAAUGCGUCAUUUGUGUCUUCAGAUCAAAGAGCAGAUACUGAACCAACAAGAGGGCAUGUAAUGGCAUCUACACCAAUAACUGAAAAAAUCCAUGAAAUUUCUGUAACAACAAUUGUGGGUAGAAAAAAGAACAUCAGACAAAUAAAUAUAUUAGAAACCGGAAAAUAUGAAAAUAAUAUGGCAAAACCAAUGGGAAAUGAUAAUGAUAAUGAUAUGGAACUGACAGAUGAUGCGUUUGAAAACGAUGAAACAUUAGAAAAUAUUAAAAAGAUCGAAUCUAGUGAGGGGAAAAAACAAACUGCAUUGAUCAGUGGACCAGUGUUAAAUAUUGAUACUGCUUUAAACACUAAUGGAAAAUCAAAUAUGUACAGCGCACUUAAGGAUAUAUUUGAUGCAAUCACCGAAAAUAAUCAUUUAACUGGUAUUGUUUCCCCAAAAGAAUUGAUUGAAACAUUGAAAAGGGAAAAUAUGAUGUUUAAUUCAAUGAUGCAUCAGGAUGCUCAUGAGUUCUUAAACUUUUUACUAAACCAAAUAAGUGAUAACAUCGAGUCAAAUAUGAAUAAUCCAAACAACGAUAAUGGAGAAUUUGGCGGUUUAAAAUUUGAAAGAAAUUUCAUUAACGAUUUAUUCCAAGGUGUUAUAAAGUAUACGACGAGAUGUCUAACUUGUGAUAAUAUUACUUCCAGAGAGGAAUUAUUUUUAGACUUUGCAAUAGAAGUUUCUAACAAUGAAGAGACAAAUAUACAAGAAAUUCUAGGAGAUUAUUCUCAAAGAGAAAUGUUAAACGGCUCCAAUAAAUUUUUCUGUGAUUGUUGUAGUGGUUUACAAGAAGCAGAAAGGAUUGUUGGUCUUAAAAAACUUCCAGAAACCUUGAUUUUACACUUGAAGAGAUUUAAAUAUUCAGAAGAACAAAACUCAAAUAUUAAAUUAUUUAAUAAGAUUAACUAUCCGUUAGUGCUUCAAGUUUCAUCAACGUCUAAUUCAGAUAUAUCGAAAUCAUAUGAUUUGACCGGAAUAGUGCUUCAUCUAGGAGGGGGGCCACAGCAUGGCCAUUAUGUUUCAAUUUGUAAAAAUGAAAAAUAUGGUUGGCUGCUAUUUGAUGAUGAAGUUGUCGUUUCCAUUACAGAGGAAUCCGUACUAAAAUUUGUCGGUGAUCCAACUACCUUAACUACGGCAUACCUUUUGGUUUAUAAAUUAAAGGAUGAAAAAUACGAGGAAAACGUUUCAGACAUUGACUAUGAAAAUAAUAUAAAGAUCCUAUUAGAGAAUGAUGAUUUUGUAAGAAAAUAUGUCUCUCAGAGCUCAUCUCUAAACGAAAAGGCUACGAAGCAAUCUGUAUUAGAAGAUGUUCAAGAAGAUGAUUUGUAUAAUGAAGAUAGGGUGGAUAAAACAGUUCCUUCUUCAAAGAGUUCCAAAAGAAGAUCAAAGAUGUUUAGUUUUGGUUUGUAA
Molecule: messenger RNA, 2148 nt
Organism: Tetrapisispora phaffii CBS 4417
Lineage: Eukaryota; Fungi; Ascomycota; Saccharomycetes; Saccharomycetales; Saccharomycetaceae
Exons: 1
Coding region: 1-2148 (715 amino acids)
Biological process (GO): protein deubiquitination
Cellular component (GO): nucleus; cytosol
Molecular function (GO): cysteine-type endopeptidase activity; cysteine-type deubiquitinase activity
Source: RefSeq, a predicted model, not a curated record